AUGUGGGAGCGACUAGUUCGUUUUGUUGCACUGGAAGAUGGGCAAGAAUAUAUAGGAGAGCCCGUUGAUCCAGACGUAGAUGUCGGUGCUGCUUUAGCAUCAUCUCAAUCAUUGCAAGUCAGAGUGUUUCAUGGAAGCUCACCACUUGACCCCUCUCUUGAACCAGGCGAUCGGGUCUUGAGCAUAAAGCGCUUGCUACCGCCCAUCUCAAGCAAAGAAAUUGGAACGAUACGCUGCAUCGGACUCAACUACCGCAACCAUGCAGCAGAGAUGAAGUUGGCUCUACCGACUCAUAUGUCGGUCUUCUUCAAGCCUUCGACAUGCCUGAACAGUCCCAAUGCGCCUUUGAUCAUCCCUCACCAAGCAACAGACGAGCAAGCCGACUACGAAGCAGAACUGGCCGUCGUGAUUGCUAAAGAUUGUCGUAACAUAUCUGUCGAGCACGCCAUGAAGUAUGUUCUGGGCUACAUGUGUUCGAACGAUGUAACGGCACGAAAGUGGCAAUUCGCCGGUGGAAACACUCAAUGGGGGUAUGGCAAAGGCUUCGAUGGGUUUGCUCCCAUGGGGCCUUGCAUGGUCUCUACGAAGAGAAUUCCAGAUCCUAAAGUCAUCGAGCUGAAGACGACGCUCAACGGAGAGGUCAUGCAGCACGGCCAGACAGACGAUAUGAUCUUCUCGAUACCCGAGAUCGUGUCGUAUUUGAGCCAGGGAACCACAUUGAGUGCCGGGACUGUGAUCAUGACGGGAACACCGCAUGGUAUCGGAGUCAGUAAAGAUCCGCCAGUGCUCUUGCGCGAUGGUGAUGAUGUGAGGAUUGUUAUGAGCCACGGUCUAGGAAGUCUUGUCAACAAUGUAGUCUAUGAGCGGAAGCCUGUGCAGUAG
Messenger RNA from Pseudocercospora fijiensis CIRAD86, 882 nucleotides. RefSeq lists its product as uncharacterized. The record is from RefSeq and is a predicted model, not a curated record. The coding region runs from base 1 to 882 and encodes 293 amino acids. The transcript is spliced from 2 exons. NCBI's taxonomy places the organism in Eukaryota, Fungi, Ascomycota, Dothideomycetes, Mycosphaerellales, Mycosphaerellaceae. Gene Ontology annotation, molecular function: acetylpyruvate hydrolase activity.